AUGUCUGAACCCCUAGUAUGUUUGCUUGCAGAGUUUUGCUCGGAGGAUCCUCCACAAAUCAAAUACGCCACCCACAAAGCCCACACGUACAAAAAUGGCACCUUGCUGGCAUGUGAAUGCAAGAGAGGCUUUCGCAGAAUACAUAAUGAAUACAUUGUGUGCACCGCAUCUCCUGGUCACGCCUCGUGGGAAAACAAAUGUCGAUGCAUAAGUACUGGCCCUGGGAGCCCAAAAAAGCCCGUUACACCUCCACCUGAAGGGCAGGAAGAAAGCAAACCCACGGAAAUGGAACGUCAAGUGGUGUCCCUGGAACAAGCAAACCUUCCAGGGCAGUGCGGGGAGCCUCCGUCCUGGGAACAUGAAGCCAUUGAGAAGACCUAUUUUUUCAUGGUGGGGCAGACGAUUCAAUACCAGUGCCUCGAGGGCUAUCGGGUCCAACAGAGAGGCCGCGCCGAAAGCACCUGCAGACUGAUCUGUGGGAAAGCAAGGUGGACACAGCCCAGGCUCACCUGCACCAAGGACACAGGUAAAGAAGAGGCUGAAUCAAGCACUGAUGUUCUUCCUGAGGGUGAACCUUCCUGUCCCUCAAUAACAACAGUUUCUCAAAAACACACAGAAGUGGUUACAACCAUGGAGACGUUCAUAGUUACGACGUGGUACGAGAUUGCAGUGGCCAGCUGUGUUUUCCUGCUGCUCAGUAUCCUGCUUCUGAGUGGACUCACCUGGUGGCAGAAAUGGAGGAAGCGCAGAACAAUCAUCUAG
This is a messenger RNA of Echinops telfairi (small Madagascar hedgehog), 762 nucleotides long. RefSeq names its product interleukin 2 receptor subunit alpha (gene IL2RA). Gene Ontology annotation, biological process: inflammatory response. The coding region runs from base 1 to 762 and encodes 253 amino acids. The transcript is spliced from 7 exons. Gene Ontology annotation, molecular function: interleukin-2 binding; interleukin-2 receptor activity. The record is from RefSeq and is a predicted model, not a curated record. NCBI's taxonomy places the organism in Eukaryota, Metazoa, Chordata, Mammalia, Afrosoricida, Tenrecidae.